Leguminivora glycinivorella is the source of this 2184-nucleotide messenger RNA. Its product is annotated as dynein axonemal intermediate chain 4. The coding region runs from base 1 to 2184 and encodes 727 amino acids. Gene Ontology annotation, biological process: cilium movement. Gene Ontology annotation, cellular component: axonemal dynein complex. Lineage: Eukaryota; Metazoa; Arthropoda; Insecta; Lepidoptera; Tortricidae. The record is from RefSeq and is a predicted model, not a curated record. The transcript has a single exon. Gene Ontology annotation, molecular function: dynein heavy chain binding; dynein light chain binding.
AUGAGUACAGCUGAAAAUGUUACAUUCGAAAGUACAGCACAGCAGCCCCGCGCCAGCGAGGACGGCGACGAAGCAGCCGCCGCUAAAGUUGGCAAAGCCACCUUCUGCUUUAUGGACAGGCGGCUCAACACGCGCGUUAUUUUCGAAGGUGUGGACUUCACGCCCGACGACAUUGUCGAUAGCAGUUUUCCUACCAUGAUGGACACGUUUUCACAUGCCGCGUUCGAAGUUCGCGUGCGCUCCGCCGUCGCGAUAGUCAAACCUUCCGACAAGUCUAAAUCAGACGUGGGGGACGGCGGGCCGAAAGUGUUCGCGACUACUAUCUCCCUUGACGACAUAAAAAUCGAUCACACGCUCAACACCGAGGAGGGCUGCGCUCCCGACGAAAUCGACCUAGACAAGGCUCCCUCCGCGUUUUAUUUACCUAAAAAGUACCCCGUCAUGUCGUAUCCACCGAACAUCAUGGUAGUGUUUAAAGAAACCGAAACACAGUUCCUGUUCGAGCUGCCGUCGUUUUCAUUCGACAAAGGUACGCCGGAAGGAAAUGCAGUCGAAGAAGCGAAUGAAUUCUAUAAUUAUAUUACUGUCGGGAAGGGCAGGAAUCGAAAGAUGGUGGUGGAAGAGACUCAGACUGAGCCGGUUGUCAUCCAAUCUCGACAUACGCUGGCGGUUCGACCGCAGAAGAAAAAUGCCGCGAGCUUCGCCUCCUUGUGGGACAUGCACGACACGUAUGAGAAGCUGAGGCGAGCGCGCGCUAAAGAGGAGCCCGACGAGAUGGUUCUCUACCAGUCCGCGGACGCGAAGCUCCUGCGCAAGAAGAAAGUAGUCGACGCCGGCCCGGACCACAUGCGCGGAAAAACUUUCCAAGAGAUAGGAAAAACUCAUAAUUUCUACGAUGCCGUACUGUUAACGGAACGUGUCUUAGCUGCUAAAGCUUACUCCGAUGCGCAAAAGAAGUUCAGAGGCCUCGUCCCUAUGGAUCCGCUCUCGCUCGACUUAGUCUAUGUUUACACGAUCACACAGCUGUGGACGUUCGAGUGCAGCGAGACUGAUCACCAUCCCGUUGUGAUGAUGGCUUUUAAUCCUAGCAACGAAAACAUAUUGGCCGUGGCUUACGGCGAUAUUGGAUGCGCGAAGCAAUUUGACGGGAUCGUGGCUGUCUGGUGCACGAAAAACCCUAUCAAACCUGAGCGUUUUUACCGCUUCGUCGAACCUUUAACUUCUAUAGCAUUUUCCGCAAAAAAUCCUAACUGGCUCGCUUGCGGUUUCGCCAACGGGGACGUUUUAAUACUGGACGUCACCUCCUACUCCAAGAAGAUUAUAGCUCAAAGUACCCGCGACACCAACCCCUGCUUUGAGCCAAUCUGGACGGUCACCUGGCGCGCGAUAGACAAGGACAAUGAAUACGUUUUAACCACAUGCCAAGACGGGAGAGUGAACCGAUUCACGAGUACGAAAACGCACGAUUUCAUCUGCACGCCUAUGAUGCGUUUAUCGACCGUCGAAGGGAGUUUGAAAGGCCUGCAAGUGACAAAAGCAUGCCUAAAGGUGGACGUGCCAAUAAAUAGACAUCCAGCGGGGCAUUGUAUUAUGUGGCAUCCGAGCAUCAGUCAUAUUUACUACGUGGGUACGGACGAAGGUUGCAUCCACCAAUGUUCGAAGAAUUAUCUGAACCAGCAUAUGGACGUGUUCAGAACUCACGCGGGCCCCGUGUACGCUUUACAUUGCUCCCCGUUUAUGAACAACUUGAUGAUGACUUGUGGCGCCGAUGGAGCUAUAAGGUUGUGGGUGGAAGGGAUAGACGACGUUAUAAUGACGUUAACUUGCAAAGGGGCAGUUUACGAGGCGGCAUUCUGCCCUGUAAAUGCGACUAUAAUUCUUACGAUCAGUACUAACAUAUUGUCUAUCUGGGACUUGCGGAGGAAGACGCAUAUUCCUUGCGCGGAGUACACGCUGACGGACGAGGGGAUCCUGACGUGUCUGAAGUUUGGCGAGGGCGGGGACAGCGUGUUCGUGUCGGACAGUAUGGGCAAGGUUCACACCUUCCACCUGGAGGACACGCCGAUCCCGCCGUAUUAUCAGAGAAAAAUGUUGGACGACGCUAUUAAGAAAGCUUUGUGUACAAGACCGAACUUGUUGAAGCAGCUUGAGAAAAUGGCGUCUUAUCAGAAGAAACACCAUUAA